AUGUCGAAUCGUCCUAUUUUUAUGGCAACGCACCCACGUGCGUGCUCAACCGCCUUUGAAAGGGUGUUCAUGACACGCCGUGACAUCCUCCAGACUGCUCAUGAGCCUUUUGGCGAUGCCUUCUACUAUGGCCCUGAGCGCCUGGGCAGGCGCUUCAACGACGAUGAGGAGGCCAGGAUCAAGAGCGGCUUCUCCCAGUCCACGUACAGAACCAUCAUGGACCGGCUCGAAAACGACGGCAAAGAGCAGGGUAAGCGAGUCUUCAUCAAAGACAUCGCUCACUAUUUGCUGCCGCCCGACGGUCAGCCCGCCAAAAUCGCUCCCAGCCUCGUCGGUGGCCACACCCUGACCAACGGCCCCGGCUCCAACAACGACAACGAGACCUCCAACGCCCCGGAGCACACGACCGGCACCGUCAACGGCCCGACAAACGGCGGGGAGUCUGUUGCUGCUACUGCUCCCGCUCACACAAAUGGUUUUGUCAAUGGCCCGACAGACGCCAACUCUGAGGAGGAGAACCCGACGGUGAUGCCGACCGAGAUGUUGCGGGGGUUCCACUGGACGUUCCUGAUCAGGCACCCGAGGCGGUCCAUCCCGUCGUACUACCGUUGCACCAUCCCGCCCCUGAGCGAGAUCACGGGCUUCGACGAGUUCAUGCCCGCCGAGGCCGGGUACGACGAGCUGCGCCGGCUCUUUGACUACCUGCUGGACCAGGGCAUCAUCGGCCCAGCCAAGGCCGGAGACGAAGCGCCCCUGGACGAGGCACUCAAUGACACGAGCAGCGAGCAGGGCGGCUCCCCGGACCGCUGCUCCAUCACGGUCAUCGAUGCCGACGACCUGCUCAACAACCCCGAGGCCAUCCUCAGGAUCUACUGCAAGGAGGUCGGCAUCGACUACAACCCCUCCAUGUUGCAGUGGGGCGACGAGCACAACCAGCAGCACGCCACCAAGGCUUUUGAGAAGUGGUACGGCUUCCACCACGACGCCAUCGACAGCACGUGCCUGCGGCCAAGGGCGGGUCAUCAUAAGGUUCCAUCCGUCGAGGCUGAAAAUGAGGAGUGGCGCAAGAAGUUUGGCGAGGAUGCCGCCCGCUUGAUCAGGGAGACAGUCGACGCAAACGUCGCUGAUUAUGAGUACCUCAAGUCCUUUGCCAUUAAAGUUUGA
Molecule: messenger RNA, 1164 nt
Organism: Diaporthe batatas
Lineage: Eukaryota; Fungi; Ascomycota; Sordariomycetes; Diaporthales; Diaporthaceae
Exons: 4
Coding region: 1-1164 (387 amino acids)
Source: RefSeq, a predicted model, not a curated record